Blumeria graminis f. sp. triticale is the source of this 153-nucleotide messenger RNA. The record is from the annotation of a GenBank genome assembly. Lineage: Eukaryota; Fungi; Ascomycota; Leotiomycetes; Helotiales; Erysiphaceae.
AUGAAACUACUGUGGGAAAUCAACGAUUCCCAGUACAAGGCGAAUAUGCUGACAUCCUACAGUGUGAUAGGUGCUGGAGGACUUGGAUGUGAAAUUUUGAAAAACUUAGCUUUAUCUGGAUUUAAGGACAUACACCUGAUCGACAUGGGUUAG